Molecule: messenger RNA, 1332 nt
Organism: Artibeus jamaicensis (Jamaican fruit-eating bat)
Lineage: Eukaryota; Metazoa; Chordata; Mammalia; Chiroptera; Phyllostomidae
Gene: GTF2F2
Product: general transcription factor IIF subunit 2
Exons: 8
Coding region: 173-922 (249 amino acids)
Biological process (GO): transcription by RNA polymerase II; transcription initiation at RNA polymerase II promoter
Cellular component (GO): transcription factor TFIIF complex
Source: RefSeq, a predicted model, not a curated record
ACAUCCUGGCUUGCAGAGGCCUGUUUCUUUCUCCGGCUUCUUGGUAGGUGGACGCGCGCUUCGGUUUCUUGCUCUUACGGGAAGUUGUAUUUUGCUUCGGCCGCUUGCCUCGCAGUCUCCCUGCUCCUGGACCCGCUGCUGUGGGUCGCACGCCUCCACCGGCAACAGACCGAUGGCCGAGCGUGGGGAACUUGACCUGACCGGCGCCAAACAGAACACCGGAGUGUGGCUGGUCAAGGUUCCUAAAUAUUUGUCACAGCAAUGGGCUAAAGCCCCCGGAAGAGGUGAAGUUGGGAAACUGCGGAUUGCAAAGAAUCAAGGAAGGACUGAGGUGUCGUUUACUUUAAAUGAGGAUCUUGCAAAUAUUCAUGAUAUCGGCGGAAAACCAGCUUCAGUCAGUGCCCCUAGAGAACAUCCUUUUGUCUUGCAAAGUGUUGGAGGACAAACAUUAACAGUAUUUACUGAGAGUUCAUCAGAUAAGCUUUCAUUGGAAGGAAUAGUGGUACAAAGAGCAGAAUGCCGACCAGCUGCAAGUGAAAACUACAUGAGGUUAAAAAGAUUGCAAAUAGAAGAAUCUUCUAAACCUGUAAGGCUGUCACAACAACUGGACAAACUUGUGACAACCAAUUAUAGACCUGUUGCCAAUCAUCAAUAUAAUAUUGAGUAUGAAAGGAAAAAGAAAGAAGAUGGAAAGCGAGCUCGAGCUGAUAAGCAGUAUGUUUUAGACAUGCUAUUUUCGGCUUUUGAGAAACAUCAGUAUUAUAACCUUAAGGACUUGGUGGACAUCACAAAACAGCCUGUGGGCUACCUGAAGGAAAUCUUAAAAGAAAUUGGUAUUCAAAAUGUAAAAGGGAUCCACAAAAACACAUGGGAGCUGAAACCAGAAUACAGACACUAUCAAGGAGAAGAAAAGAAUGAUUAAGAAGAUUCUAAGCCAGCAUGCUAACAGAACUCAAGGGUGAUGUGUUAAGCAUACUGCUUUGAUACUUGAGCACUUGAGCACCAUCUGUUACAGGCGUAAAAUGACUGAUACUAUAAUUUCCCUGGGUAAAUUUUCUAAACAAUGAUUCUUGAAAAGUUACUUGUUUUUUUUUUAAGAGAAAUAACAAAUUUACUUAUAGACUUGUAUUAAGUCAGAUUAUUCAUGAUGGGGAUAAGACAUUAUGUAAUUAAAGCAAAUCAAGGAAAUAACUAUCCACUGAGAUAAAUAUUUUUCUGUAUUAUUUGAUUUUAACAGCAGAACACCAGAAUGCUGAGGUUGAGUGCCACUAUACUAAGAAAAUUUUUAUCCUUGCAUUCUCACUGUAAAAUAAAUCCUGAUUAAGGAAGGUG